This is a messenger RNA of Neltuma alba, 1059 nucleotides long. RefSeq names its product annexin D3-like. The record is from RefSeq and is a predicted model, not a curated record. The coding region runs from base 1 to 960 and encodes 319 amino acids. Lineage: Eukaryota; Viridiplantae; Streptophyta; Magnoliopsida; Fabales; Fabaceae. Gene Ontology annotation, cellular component: plasma membrane; cytoplasm. Gene Ontology annotation, biological process: response to heat; response to water deprivation; response to cold. The transcript is spliced from 6 exons. Gene Ontology annotation, molecular function: calcium ion binding; phosphatidylserine binding; calcium-dependent phospholipid binding.
AUGAGUACUCUUAGAGUUCCAGAGAUUGUUCCUUGCCCUGCCCAUGAUUGCGAGCGACUCCGAAAGGCUUUCGAAGGAUUUUUGACGGAUGGGGAGGAAGUAAUCUGGGUAUUAGGACACAGGAAUGCCAAGCAAAGGAAGGAAAUCAGAGAAACUUAUCAGCAGCUAUUCAAUGAAUCACUUAUCGAUCGCCUUCGUAAAGAACUCUCCAGCAAUUUCAGAGAUGCAGUAAUUCUGUGGACAUAUGACCCUCCAGAAAGGGAUGCACACCUAGCAAACAAGGCAUUGAAGGAUAAGAGAAAAGAUGUCUCAUGCCUACAGGUUCUACUUGAAAUUGCAUGUGCAUCCACUCCUAGCCAUCUAAUGUCUGUGAGGGAGGCUUACUGCUCUAUCUUUGAUUGCUCCCUUGAAGAGGACAUUGCAUCCUGUGUUUCUCAACCUAUCAUCAGAAAGCUUCUAGUGAACCUAGUAAGAUCCUACAGAUAUGAUAAAGAGGUUGUAAACUUGGAGGUAGCAGAGUCAGAGGCAUCGAGAUUGCAUGUAGCAAUCAACACAAGGCAGUUAGAUGAUGAUCAACUCAUUUGGAUACUUAGCACCAGGAACUUUUUCCAGCUCAGGGCAACUUUUGCAUGCUAUAAGAAACUCUAUGGGAUUGCAUUUGAAGAGGAUAUAAAGAAAUGUGGUAAUGGUGAUUUGGAAUCUCUCUUGAAUGUAGCAUUAUUGUGUGUAGAAUGCCCUGAGAAACAUUUUGCAAAGGUGCUGAGAGAUUCUAUAAUUGGGCUGGGAACUGAUGAAGAGUCCCUAAACAGAGCAGUGAUAAAUCGAUCAGAGAUUGACAUGUUGAGAGUGAGAGAAGAAUAUGCAAACAUGUACAAUGAAGAUCUUGAAGGAGCAAUCAUUAGGGAUACUUCAAGUCACUACAAAGAGUUCUUGAUGACUUUGCUUGGCAAAAGAAUCUGAUGCAUUAUAAUUGUCAACCCACCAAGCAAGUUUCUUUGAAUUCUAGUUAAGUAGUUCAUGGUCUGCACUUUCUAACACAAGUAGUUCCAUAAGUUCCAA